AUGCCAUUUUCCCACAAAGACGAGCAAACCCCGGCGAUUUCCACAGGCCCGAAAGGCAAAUACACCUCACUUCUACAAACAGAAGGGUUUACGUUUCUGGGUCGAGAAGAUGGCGACGUAGAGGUUUUUAAUGACGUGUCAAAAGGAAGGACUAGGAUUUUUGACAAAACCUUCGACCCUCUUGAAAAUGAAGACAUCGACAAACACGUAAAUGCAAUGGCUUAUCUCAGCAGCGGGGGAGUGGCAGGUACAUUAUUUGCAGGUAACGAUAGACACAUAAAGACAAUACAAGUAAGAAAUGACACAUCGACUCGGAACAUUUGCAAUGGAAACUAUUCCGAAAAUCUAAGAUUUUCUCCCCAAAAAGUAUGCCAAAAUGUCCAUACCUAUGCCCUCAGUUCGAUGAGUAUCAAUAGCAGUGGUGAAUAUUUGAUAACAUCAGACUACAUAAAGGUAAAUUUGUGGAAUCCGCUAGCACUCAACAGCUUCUACAACAUAGUUGACAUUAAGUCACAGCUGUCCUGUGGCCUAGUCUUUGUAAUUAAUAUUUCCAAAUUUUCACCGUUUGCAGAUAGCAUUUUUGGGUACUCAACAUCCAACGGAAGAUUAAUCAUCAACGAUACCUCAGUGACACCAAGAAGCGAAUCAGUGGCAAGUCUAUCCUUACAAAACAUAGAAGGCAUUAGGUCGAUUUCAGACUUUUUAUUUUUUGAUGAAAAUUUGAUAGUAACAAGAACUAUGAAUAACGUAUCAGUUUUUGAUAUGAGAAAUCCCAAGCAGGAAAUCUACAGCCGAAACUUAGUAACCGAUCUUUCAGAGCUAAACAUUCUCAACAGCGAAACAACAAUCUAUGAGAAGUUUGGAAUGGUAAGCCACAGGGGGAGGGUUUAUACAGGGUCCUAUUUUGGAUCGAUAUAUUCCAUCGACAUUUCAAAAAAUGAAUGCGAGGAGGUGCAAAUCAAGGACGAAAGAGAAUGCGUUCCUGAAAACAAGAUAAAAUUGAUUGUUUGGAAUGGCAAAGAGUUGGUCUGUGUUAUAGGCGAUACGAAAUUAGUAAAAUACCAGAUGGCUGAGAAGUAA
Messenger RNA from Vittaforma corneae ATCC 50505, 1080 nucleotides. RefSeq lists its product as uncharacterized. Bases 1 to 1080 code for a protein of 359 amino acids. The record is from RefSeq and is a predicted model, not a curated record. Gene Ontology annotation, biological process: peptidyl-serine dephosphorylation. Gene Ontology annotation, molecular function: protein binding; protein phosphatase regulator activity. NCBI's taxonomy places the organism in Eukaryota, Fungi, Microsporidia, Nosematidae. Gene Ontology annotation, cellular component: cytosol; protein phosphatase type 2A complex. The transcript has a single exon.